AUGCGCAAGUGGUUCGCUGUCGCACAAGCCAUUAGCGAUGCUUCAUUAGCAUUGUGCCGAUCCAAGGAAAAGGAGCUUACCGAACUCUCGGUAGGGAGAAUUUUGCAGCAAGACGAGAUUCAACUUCUCAAUGAGAAAGUAAAAGAGGCCGAAACUCAGCUGAAGGAGCUCGACGCGCAGAGUCAGAAUGAGGACUCUUCGUCUGUUUCGACUUCGCAACCCACCCGUAAGCGAAAAAAAUCUAGUCGAGCAUCGACGUCCGCCGCCCUCCUCCCGUCUCAAAUCGCUUCGUCUUCCAGUCAACCCUUUCCAAGUUCGACUAAGACGGCCAAUCGCGUGAAAUCCGGCGGUCGUCUUUCUAGUCCCAUUGUCCCUACCACAGACCCUACCCCUUCGUCCCGUAAACGUCCACGAUUGACCUCAUCUUCCAUCUCUGUGUCUACUACAUCAACCAUCCAGCGAAAAAGGUCGCCGUCUGUCAUCAUUGUCGGUGAUAGUGACGACGAAAUUAACUCGAAACCUCCUGUAUCUAAUAAGCCUAGUCCAAAAGAUCGGGCUGGGAGGGCCAAAAAGUCUAGGAAAUCUUUUGUGGUCGAUGAUGACGAACCAGCACCAACAAAGCUAAGAAAACAAGGAGUCCCAUCAGGCAAGGACAAGGACAAGGACAAGGAGGACCCGUUCCUCGAGUUCACGUCCUCCAGAUCUAAACCGCCAUCAAAGAGCAGCCAAAUAAAUAAAGGUAUCGCGUGCUCACAUACUUCCAGUGUUCCCGUGCUGACUAUUAUUUGA
This is a messenger RNA of Desarmillaria tabescens, 789 nucleotides long. RefSeq lists its product as uncharacterized. NCBI's taxonomy places the organism in Eukaryota, Fungi, Basidiomycota, Agaricomycetes, Agaricales, Physalacriaceae. The record is from RefSeq and is a predicted model, not a curated record. The coding region runs from base 1 to 789 and encodes 262 amino acids. The transcript is spliced from 2 exons.